UGCCAAUUCAAUGCGGUCUUUAAGAGUGCCAGUAUUGUUAGUUAUCAGCGUUCUAUUAGUAAAACAAUAACUGAUAUGGCUAAUAUGGGCUAAGACCACUUGUUGCCCUGGUCACGCUAACCACCUUCAGGCUGCGUCCCGAAUCAAUGCAACUUGUAAAUAUUAGAUAGAUGCAUUGUAACGUUUAAAAUAUAGAGAAGUUAUUAAAGCUAUUUGCAAAUAAUGCACAACACAUCCUACCCAAAGGAUCCUCCCACGCUAAAUGACAACUUAUUCACACCGCAAAAACAAGAAAUAAACUGAACGCAUGCAACAUGCAAAACGAGGUUAAAUGAUAACUAUAUCAAAUUAAUAUGGAGCUUAAUCUUUUACACAUUGAGGACCAUUGCAAGAAAAUCAAAUUUUUCAAGUUGCGUUUCCAUGGGAUGUAGUUUGGACCCAACCGGGCACUGUAGCUGCACAGUACCGUAGUGCUUCCUGGGUAAUAUGUGGUUUGUGUGUUUGCCUCCUGCAAAGAGUGUGCAGAUUGUCGCUUUUCCUUUGGACAUAAGAGCUUCAAAAUUCGAUGUUUGUAGUGUACAUUUAAGUCAGAAGCUACUAUGCGCGGUUUUCUGCGUUGUGUUUAAGUCGGAAACGCCUUUAACGAAGGACUUCAUUCUUAAUAGCUUAUGUUUAUAACGUACUGUUAAAAAAAGCUACGUUGCUAAUUUAGCUUUUGUUGCACUUUGACUUAAUCUGUUACCGCAACGUGUAAUAAACCUCUUUCUAGGAUGAAAUGUCUGUUUUCAGGGCCGCGAUGCGUAAUGUUAAAAUGUAUAUUCGCUGUCUGGCGUGUUAAAUCAGGAAGAGGCUACCCUUUGUUUCCUAUCGUAACGCUGUAUUGAUCGGCGGACAGGAAAGCGUUGAGAAGCUGCAGGAAAAAACAAAAUGGAUGAAAGUAUUGAAAAUGUUGACAACGACGACAUUGUCAUCAUUGUCGAAAACGAGGCGGAAAGUUUGCCAGCAGAGGACGACAGGCUGAAACCGCAAGGCGCCUUCGGGCUCAUGGACACCUGUCCCAUCUGCAAGUUGAGCUUCCACAACAGAGAGCCCAAACUCCUGCCGUGUCUUCACUCCUUCUGCAAGAGGUGUCUCCCUGUCCCCUUUAGAAGUGCCGACCCGAGGCGGGACUCCCAGGGUCAAGUGGACAGCAAAUCAUUGGGCGCCGUGCGAUGUCCAGUAUGCAGGCAGGAAUGCUGGGAGAUGGACAUGUUGGAUAAUUUCUUCGUGAAGGACUCCGCUGAAGUCCCGAGCAGCACCAUGGAGAAAAGCAGCCAGUUGUGCAUCAGCUGCGAAGACAACACAGAGGCGACGGGUUACUGCGUGGAGUGUGUGGAGUUUCUGUGUGUGACGUGUAUUGAGGCGCACCAAAGGGUCAAGUUCACCAGGGAUCACACCAUACGCCAGAAGGAGGAGAUGUCUCCAGAAGCAUUAGGUGUGUCCACACAGAAGCCUGUGUUUUGUGACAUCCACAAGCAGGAGCCCCUGAAGCUGUUUUGUGAGACGUGUGACCGGCUCACAUGUCGGGACUGUCAGCUGCUUAAGCACAAGGAUCACAACUACCAGUUUUUGGAUGAUGCAUACCGGAACCACAAGCAGCAUCUGGAGAACAUGACACAGCAGUUGCAAGAGAAAAGAAAGGCCAUCGAGGACGUGUCCAGCUGUAUCAGCUCUGGACUCCAGCAUGUCGAGGAAAACCGGAAGGCCGUCACCAAUGAAAUAAAAAAGUCCAUCUGUAACUUGAUCAUGGAAAUCAACAGGAAGGGAAAGAUUCUGGUUAACCAGCUUGAGGCUCUGACUAAAGACCACGAGCUGGGUUUGAAAAAGCAGCAAGAUGACGUCAACUCCCUGAGCAGGCACCUCGACCACGUCAUCAGCUUCACUAAAUGGGCCACAGCCAGCCACAGCGGGACGGCCCUGCUGUACUGCAAGAGACUGAUACUUUUCCAGAUUCAUUACCUGAUGAGAGCAAGCUGUAAUCCCUCCAUCGUCCCUCAGAGUUCUGUUCGCUUUCAGUGUCGCUCUGGCUUCUGGGCCACCAAUGUAGACCUCGGUUCUUUGGUUGUAGAAAGGGGCCAGAGCCGGACCCCCAUCACCAACCACCCGGCAGGUCCCAGAGCAGAAGCGCCCACUGGAGGACUUUCCGCUUCAGCUCAGCAGAUAGUGCGACAGAGCACAUUGGCUCAGCUGCAGAUGCAUGUGGAUAAGCUUGCCCAGCAGCCUACCAGACAACCCCCCCCGAACCACUGGUCCUGGUACCAAAAUGCCCGGGUCCCAGGGCACCCGGGGCAUCCACCCCCAACCAGACCCAGCCAUGGUGGGUCCUCCCCGUCUCAAGGCCCUCCAACCUUGGGACAGCCGGGACGCAGAUACGGAAGCUCCUACGCCAACCCGAGAAGCCCCACGUCGUCCAUGCUUCACAACACAGGAUUCCCACCUGCUCAGUCUUUGAGAGAUCUGAUCCAUAGCUCCAGCUUCCCUCCCAAACCAAUGGAUGUGUUGCAGGGUACAUCCCGCUACCCACAGCCUCUUUCUGCAGGAGCAGCUGCACAGAUGUCACUACAACAGCGGGGCCUAACGGAGUCCUCCUUCCUGAAGAGGAGUGAGGCUGGGGGAUCCGUGCCAUCCAUCACCAUCUCUAUUCCCAAACCCAGCUUUGCUCCAAAUCUCGCUUCCGCAACUACGGAUAAAACCAGUGCAUUUAACACGGCAGUUCAAGCAAGGCAAAACUCGCCAAUGGCCAAACCAUCUUCCUCAGACAGGGCCACAGGGACGACUUCCUGGAGGCAGAGCUCCGAGCCUCCGUCGGCCAAGCGGCGAAGAAGGUCGUCCCCUGGGCCCGUCAUUGUCAUCAAGGACGAACCAGAGGACGAGGAUGAUGUUCGAUUUGUGCAGUCCAGUGUUGGCUCCAGCCUGCCGGACAGCAGCACCGGCGCCCAGUCGAAGCCUCGCCAGCAGCCAAAGGCCCCCACUCCGGCCACGGCGCCCGAGGCGGAGUCCGGAGCGGAGUCGAGCGGCGCAGUCCAAGAGCCACGUGGGCAGCCCGCGGCACAGCCCGAGUCGGAGAAGAUGCCGGUGCCGGAGGAGGAUCCCAACGAGGACUGGUGCGCGGUCUGUCAGAACGGGGGCGAGCUGCUCUGUUGCGAUAAGUGUCCCAAAGUCUUCCACCUGGCCUGCCACAUUCCCGCACUGAAUGAGUCCCCCAGCGGGGAAUGGUUCUGUUCGCUCUGCCGAGACCUCGCCUCUCCCGAGAUGGAGUACGUCUGCGACAGCAAGGACGACCCCGUCUCUGAGGGGUUCCCUCCUCACGGAAGAAGGAAGUGCGAGAGGCUGCUGCUCCGUCUGUUCUGCAAUGACUUCAGCACCGACUUCCAGCAGCCCGCUGCUCCAUCAGAGACGAGACGGUACAAAGAGCUGAUCAAGACCCCGAUGGAUUUGUCAAUUGUGAAGAAGAAGCUGGAGUCAAAGUCAGCAGAAGGGGAAGGUUACAGCGGCCCGGAGGAGUGCGUUGCAGACAUCCGGCUCAUAUUUUUCAACUGUGCAAAGUACUACAAGGCGACCUCGGAGGUGGGGAGUGCAGGCUUGUACUUGGAGGACUACUUCGAGGAGCAGUUGAAACUAGUCUUCCCCGAUACGAUGUUCGCCGGAGGGAGGGAAGAACAGAUGAUUCCUCCCCUGGAAGAGGAGAUAGAUGAAGAGGAAGAGAUGGUGGCGGAGGGCGCGGCCCCCGUAAAAGACGACAAACCACAAAGUCCGGCAGAUAAGGGAAUUCCGCCUGUGGAAGAAGACCUGCCUCCUCUGGAAGAAGGAACGGCACUCGCCGAGGAAGCAAGGUCAGAGACGGAGGAGAAGGUGAGCGACGCAAGCAAAAAGGGGACGGAGGAUGAGGAGGAGGAGGAGGUGGUGGCGGUGCCAUCUGCUGCGGUGGAUCCACCUCCUGCAGAGGAGGCAAAGGAGGACGAGGAGAUUCCUGCCGAGGAGACGGAAUGCUCCCUGGCUGUUGAGGCCGAGACAAAAGAGGAGGAAUCUCCCAAAUCCCCAAAAGAGGAGGAGCCGCAGCUCCCCACGGACACGGACGUGCAUCGGCCUGAAGGCCGGGAGAAGUCGGCUCCCGCAGACGAAGCCAACAAGGAGGAGGAGGAGGAGCAGGAGGGAUAGAGGGAUUCCAGCAGGGAGAGACACUGUAGACCAGAUGGAUGAUUUCAGUCUUCCACAGAAGUGGCCCCAGUGGGGACCGGUGUUUGUUUUUUAGUGCGUUAUGUUAUAUUUGCAAUAUGAAAAAAGGUUUUUGCUAUGCUAAAUAGACUUCUUUAGUGGCAGUCAUGCAGUAGAUGCACAAUGGAGGGAGUAAAUUAUCUUUUUUCCCACUCAACGGUGGUUUGAAUUUCACUUUUGGUAUUUUCUGCAAUGACAUAACUGAAAAGCCCCAAAAGGUUAUUUGUUAAUCAUGAGAUCAUUUGGAAGAACAUAAAAAUAUGGAAAGAGAAAAAGGAUUUUAGUUGCAUGCAAGAUGUCUUGAUGUAAAUAUGAAUGCCUCCAUUUUUGUGUUUAUAGACUCUCCUACAAUAGCUACUGGGCUCAUGAACAAAUUAUGUUUUAUUACCAUAGUAUUUUAUUUUUUAUUUUGAUGGGUUUGUAUUGAAGUACAGCUAUCUGUAAAAAAAAUUGCGUUUUCUUUUUUAAUUAAGCUGGCUGGUUAUUUUAAAACACUUUUUUUUCCUUUCCAAUCUGUUUUAUCCUAAAGCAUUCUUGUUGUGUUUUUACACAAUAAUUCUUCAUAAUUUACUGUUAGGACUCUAUAAAAUAAUAUAACUAUCCAGAAACUGAAAACAGUUUGAAAUGUGCACAUUGUCUUUGUCCUUCUGCAGCAUGAUUACUUUUACAUGUAAGAUUUCUCCCCAGCUUUGUUGGUGUAGCUGUUUCAUCACUGACUCUGUCUGUUCAACAUUAACACAUAACACUUUAUUUAUUAAGGAUACACAUGAGGUGUAAAUUAACUCUGCAAACAAUGUUAUUACCUGUAUUUGCAAUAUUUGUAAUAAACAGGAUUGAAUAUAAUUAUGUUUGUUCUUAGCUCCCAUUGGCUGUCAUUUAUAUUUUAUUCUGUGAGAUACAUUAUCCGUAUUAAGAACCCUGCCCCCCGGAAUGAAGCUGACGUUCGCUAACGGUGAUCUGAUGGGGCACGAGCUGACUAACAGAAUGAAAAAAGGAAAGAAAACCUCUAAAAUAUACUACGUGAUAAUUGUUUUGUUAUAAUAUCCAUUCAGCUUUUUAUCUUCAUAACUUACCUGGUAAUUUUACAUCCCGUAACUGUAACCAAAUGACUUAUGCGACCCGGGGACGAAAGACGGUGCACAACAGAGGGAAUGCCUGACUUUUUCUGUAUCAAAAACCUUCAUAGGAGUUCAAAAUGUUUAAAUGAGUGUGUGACAUUCUUUUGUGGUAUAUUUGUGUUUUCGCAAUCACGUUUGAGAUCAGAUUUAUUCUCAUAUUUAUCUCAAGCUGAUAUAAUCUCAAACUGGUUCCAUGAACACGAGCCUGGUCAGGGAAAAACAC
Molecule: messenger RNA, 5595 nt
Organism: Pungitius pungitius (ninespine stickleback)
Lineage: Eukaryota; Metazoa; Chordata; Actinopteri; Perciformes; Gasterosteidae
Gene: trim24
Product: tripartite motif containing 24
Exons: 19
Coding region: 928-4197 (1089 amino acids)
Cellular component (GO): chromatin
Molecular function (GO): protein binding; zinc ion binding
Source: RefSeq, a predicted model, not a curated record